AUGGGCAUUUUUAGUGAAUUACAGUCAAAAUUAUCGCCUUCAAUUAGGUUUAUGACUAAAAGUUCAAUUUGUACUAAACGACGGCUAAUAUUUUACUAUAGCAGUACAACUAGACCCUUCUGUAGUAAGAAUGCCACAGCGGAAAGUGAUAGUGGAGGAACGUGGCCAAGACGUGUGGUGUCAGGGCUCCAGCCUACUGGCGAGUUGCAUGUAGGCAACUAUUUUGGUGCAUUGCGGCGUUGUGUGCGGCUGCAACAGCAAGGCGAUGAUGUGAUGCUGUUCAUUGCUGAUUUACAUGCUUUAACAGUUCGCCAGGAUGGCCAGCUGCUGGAAGAGCGCGUUCUGGACAUGACAGCGCUGGCGUUGGCUGCAGGCAUAGACCCGGAGCGCAGCGUGCUGUUCGUGCAGUCUGCGGUGCCGCGUCACGCGGAGCUGUGCUGGCUCCUCGCCUGUCUCGCCACUCACGCGCGCCUCGCACACUUACCGCAGUACAAGGAGAAAUCCGCAACCAUGAAGGAGGUCCCCAUUGGACUCAUGCUAUACCCCGUGCUUCAGGCGGCGGACAUACUGGUGUACCGCGGUACACACGUGCCGGUUGGCGCAGACCAGCUGCAACACCUGCAGGUGGCCUCGCAGCUGGUGCGCACGUUCCGCCACCGCUACGGGCCCGCCUUCCCCACGCCGCGACCUCUUCUGCCCGAUGAUGGCAGUGACAGAAUAAAAAGUCUACGGGAUCCUUCUAAAAAAAUGUCAAAGUCAGAACCAGAUCCCAAAUCAAGAAUAUUAUUGACAGAUUCAGAUGAAACUAUAACACUUAAGAUAAGAAAAGCUGUCACCGAUUUUACUCCAGAGGUGACGUACGAGCCGGAGACGCGGGCGGGCGUGUCGAACCUGGUGACGCUGCACUGCCUGGCCGCGGACAAGCUGCCGGAGGAGGCGGUGGAGGAGGCGGCGGGGCUCAGCACGGCGCAGUACAAGCGCGAGGUGGCGGGCGCGCUGUGCGCCGCGCUGGCGCCGCUGCGCGCCCGCGCCGCCGAGCUACGCGCGCGCCCCGCCCACCUGCACGCGGUGCUGCGCCACGGCGCGGCGCGCGCGCGCCUCCGCGCCGACGAGACCUACGAGCACGUGGCCAGCCUCGCCGGCCUCACGCGCACGCACCCACACUCCGCUCUACACCGCACCGCCAUUGCGUCACCACGAUAA
Molecule: messenger RNA, 1203 nt
Organism: Parnassius apollo (apollo)
Lineage: Eukaryota; Metazoa; Arthropoda; Insecta; Lepidoptera; Papilionidae
Source: the annotation of a GenBank genome assembly